Solanum dulcamara is the source of this 1529-nucleotide messenger RNA. Its product is annotated as cytochrome c biogenesis CcmF C-terminal-like mitochondrial protein. The record is from RefSeq and is a predicted model, not a curated record. The coding region runs from base 1 to 936 and encodes 311 amino acids. Gene Ontology annotation, biological process: cytochrome complex assembly. The transcript has 3 exons. NCBI's taxonomy places the organism in Eukaryota, Viridiplantae, Streptophyta, Magnoliopsida, Solanales, Solanaceae.
AUGGGUGUAAGCCUCGCUGCUCGGAAACACCCAGUGCUGACCACACUGAGAGACACGAAAGCGCAGGUAACGCCAGUUGGCGAAGUGGCGUUAAGCAUCCCUAGCGGCCAGCCGGGCCGUGAGCGCGGUGGGAACGGGCUUCCCAAGAAGCCAGCCCGGGCCGGGAAAGAACGCGAAGCGCUAGCGCUACAGGGUCGGUUUUUUUGGGGGGAUAGGCUUGUGAAGAAGCAAGCUUAUCCCCGCCCCGACCGGCAGCUGCUAGGUUUCCCCAUCUCUUCUAAACUUCCCCCGGUCUUCGGCCCGAGCUGUAUGAGGCAAAAACUCGUCCCACGUACGGUUCGGAGGCCGAGCCCCACCCCAGCAGUAAGGGUGCGGCUUAGGUCAACUAACACAAAAAAGAUACAGUUCACUCAACGAUUGCCUUUGGGUUCCGAACUCCAUAUGGGGAAGGAGCGUUGUUGUUUGCGAGGUCUUGAUCAUUUACAUGGACCCACUUUUCAUUCUAUUUGUGGGAAUUUUAUGAUCUAUAAACCGUCCCUAACGAGCGAUCGGCUCAUGUUUGAGCAUGAUGAAUCACUUCGUGCCGACCUGUUACCAAUCCACUUUCCGGCCUCAUAUGAGAAUGGAAAACUGGAGCAUUUUCUCCAUCGGUGGAUGAAGAAUCGCGAACAUAAUAAUUUCUGGUUGACCAUGUUCCCAGAAAAAAGAUACUUUCGAGAAAGGACGAGCACGACUGAAGUGGCUAUACAUACAAAUCUAUUUACGGAUCUAUAUGCUUCGAUUGGAACUGGAAGUUCCAGAACAGGUGGCUGGUAUACCACAAUAAUAAAACUUCCUUUUCUUUUUUUUAUUCGGAUCGGAUUUAUGUUGGCUUCGUUGGGAGGCUCGCGUAGUUUGUUACGUCAGCUCCAAAAGGAUAAGUUGCGUUGGAAUUGAUAAAGUUCCGUGGAGUUCAUAAUUGCAUAAAAGGAGUCAAAGUAGUGGCUGCGGCGCGUUGAGGCACUUCUUCGACGGUCCCCGUACGCCUGGCCUGCCGGCCCGCUCUGAAGAAUUCAUGAUUUAUAUAUGUUUCAGGCCGGUGAGAGGGAGUGCGGAAUAAGGAUUGAUUUCACUGUAUCCAUCGUAGCCCACCCCAUCUACCUAUUGUCGGAGGUCAAUUGUUGCUCCCUCUCUCGAGAUUGCAAUCCCUAUCGAGUCGGGAAGGAAUGAGUAAUGGGUCGGGGAAUCGGGCAUCGGCCCUCUUGGAUCCGGUAGGAGCAGGAGUAGGUAAGUUAGUAUCGAUCCGGUGAAGAAAAGAGAAUUUAGUUGAUAGAGACGUUAGAUCUGGAGGAAGCAUCUGGUCACAUAUCCCAAAACCUUCACGGGAAAGGAACGGACUCACUCGCCCUACUUCUAAAGAUAGAUAGAAAAGGUUAGGGAGUCCCAGCUGCUGAGGUGGCGUAGUGAGAGGUGAGAGCAAUAACAACAAAAGCAGCGGAAGAUCCUGCAGUAGUAUAUUCGGUUGUUUGCGGUGGAAUAGAUUCAAGCGU